AUGCCUGGCACUGCAUCAUACUCACCCUCCGAGACGCAGCUCACCGUCUCGGUCGCCAACUACCCUCACUAUUCAGUCAAGAUUGCCGCUGAACCCGACCUCACCGUCCGCAUUUACGAGUACCAGGAUGUUUACGCACCGCCAGGACGGCUUCCUCCUAUCAAGAGCGUUACCGACUACGCUGUUUCAAGGACAAUCAUGCGUGCCAGCUCUGAACCUUUCGACGCGAUGCUCCAAGGCGGCUGGAUGGAAUCAAGGACUACCAUCGUGGAGCUGAAGGAGAAUGACUGGAUCAUGAGCUUAGCCAUGGAGAUCUGGUUUCGCGCUUUUCAUGGUGUGCCCAUGACGGAGGAGUGCUACAAAGCGGAUGUUGCGGUGGUUUGGAGUCUUGUCCGAGCUGGAAACAUGUGGAAGCUGAAGAGGGAGGGCCUGAUCAAAUGGUUCAGUGAUUGGUUCAAAGAAUGCUGGGAGAGGAAUAAGGGAAAGGACUUGGGCAAAUCAAUGGGCGGCAUGGGCGGCAUGGGCGGCCGGGGCGCCAAGCUGGCGCAGGUCAUUCUGUAUCCGUGCUGGGCUUUCGACCAUGCGCCGGGAUUUGCGGCAGCGACGAAAUGGCUUGUCUACAACUCUGCAUCGCACAUUACCGAAUUCAAUCCAACCAAGCACCGGGACCUGCACCUUCCCAAGCGUAUCAUCCAACAGCUCAACGCCGCGAGAGGCCGUCUUAAGGCCGUGAUGCACGACAUACUGUGGACUCCAAUCGAGCGCCCGCUCAAGUACGCCACUUGUGACUGCAAGGAGAUUACGCUUUUUCUGUACCAGAAAGCUUUACUUGACGUCAGCGUGUGGCCGCUCGAGCGCACCUUCUCACACACGAGUAUUACAGGUCUUCUUGGCCGGCUGGAGGCUUUCAAAUACAAGUCCGAACACAAGCCUUGCUCCAGCUGCGAGAUCCGCUGCGAAGAAGUAGUCAAGAAUACCAUACGCGAGGUGUCGGGAUACUUCGAUGGUCUUUGUCUCGUCUGCAUGGCCUUGACUGAACCCGGUGCACCUCACGAUGCAGAUUGGUACUACUGGAACCAUGAUAAAAUCAAGGAUUGGGACAGGGGCUGCCGCGGCCGUGGAGUUAAGCAUGGCCAACCUACCUGGUUCUACUCGUAUAUGAGCGCAACCUACCACAAAGACGCGCGCGAGAACUGGUACAAACUACGUCGCUUUGACCACGAGCCCAACGUCUUUGGUACCGACAUCUUUGAUGACGACUUCUCUGCCACCGGCUUCUCUGCUCCCGACUUCGCUGCUCCCGACUUCGCUGCUACCAGCUUCUAUGGCUAA
Lasiodiplodia theobromae is the source of this 1332-nucleotide messenger RNA. RefSeq lists its product as uncharacterized. Lineage: Eukaryota; Fungi; Ascomycota; Dothideomycetes; Botryosphaeriales; Botryosphaeriaceae. The record is from RefSeq and is a predicted model, not a curated record. The coding region runs from base 1 to 1332 and encodes 443 amino acids. The transcript is spliced from 2 exons.